Adineta steineri is the source of this 2346-nucleotide messenger RNA. NCBI's taxonomy places the organism in Eukaryota, Metazoa, Rotifera, Eurotatoria, Adinetida, Adinetidae. The record is from the annotation of a GenBank genome assembly.
AUGACAACUGUCAAUGAUAAUACUUCUGAAUAUAUAACAAAUUCAUCAUCAUCAUCAGCUGGUCUAAAAUCAUUAAUUACUGUUAUUAUUUUGAUAUGUGUUUGUAUCUCUGGUUUUAUAUCUCGUUUAUUUUCGAUUAUUCGUUUUGAAUCCGUUAUACAUGAAUUUGAUCCAUGGUUUAAUUAUCGAUCAACUGUUUAUAUGACAGAUAAUGGUUUUUAUAAUUUUCUUAAUUGGUUUGAUGACCUUGCUUGGUAUCCGCUUGGACGUAUUGUUGGUGGCACUGUUUUUCCAGGUUUAAUGGUUACUAGUGGUACUAUUCAUUGGUUUUUUCAUAUGAUCAAUAUUCCAAUACAUAUUCGUGAAAUAUGUGUUUUUCUUGCGCCCGUUUUUAGUGGUUUAACAGCUCUUGCUACAUAUUUAUUAACAAAAGAAUUAUGGUCAAAACGUGCUGGAUUAUUUGCAGCUGCAUUUAUUGCUAUUGCACCUGGAUAUUCAUCACGUAGUGUAGCUGGAUCAUAUGAUAAUGAAGCUAUUGCUAUUUUUGCUCUUAUAUUUACUUAUUAUCUUUGGAUACGUUCGAUUAAAACUGGUAGUAUAUUUUGGUCGUCUUGUACAGCUUUAUCAUAUUUCUAUAUGGUAUCCGCAUGGGGUGGUUAUGUAUUUAUAAUAAAUUUAAUUCCAGUGCAUGUAGGGUUUCUACUUCUUCUUGGUCGAUAUUCACUUCGUCUUUAUGUGUCAUAUUCAAUAUUUUAUAUUCUUGGUUUAAUACUUUCUAUGCAAAUUCCAUUUGUUGGUUUUCAACCCGUUCGUACUAGUGAACAUAUGAUAGCAGCUGGCAUUUUUAUACUUUUACAAGCAUAUACAUUUUUUGAUUAUCUCUAUAACAAAUUAAGAUAUGUUAGAAAUAUAGAAACAAUAUUUUUUAAUUUAAGUAUUAUUAUUAGUAUUAUUGUAUUUGCAAUCGUUGUUUUAUUAACAUAUACUGGUUAUAUCGCACCGUGGUCAGGAAGAUUCUAUUCAUUAUGGGAUACGAGUUAUGCUGCAAAACAUAUACCUAUUAUUAUAAGUGUUAGUGAACAUCAACCAACAACAUGGACAUCGUUUUUUUUCGAUCUUCAUCUAUUAAUUUGUUUAUAUCCUGUUGGUGCAUGGUUUUGUGUUAAAGAUUUGAAUGAUGAACGUGUUUUUAUUCUUCUCUAUGCAGUUUUUGCAUCUUAUUUUGCUGGAGUUAUGAUUCGUUUAAUGUUAACACUAACACCAUGUGUUUGUAUACUUGCUGCAAUUGCUCUAUCAAAAACUCUUGAUUAUUAUGCUGAUGCUGAAUCAUCAGAAAUGGUUUCAAACUAUGAUGAUUCUGUUAGCAUUUGUGAUGAAGUAGAAAAUGAUGAAAAUAAUCAAUAUUUAGAUAAUAAUGCACAAAAUAUUGAUGAAACGGACGAUAACGACGACGAUCAAAAUUUUCUCACAUCAAAUAUCAAAAUAAUUGUUGUUACUUGUAUUGCUAUGAUGUUAUUACUUUUCAUUGUUCAUUGUACAUGGAUUACAGCAACUGCAUAUUCAUCUCCAUCAAUUGUUCUUGUAUCUUACAAUAGCGAUGGAACACGUGCUAUCGUUGAUGAUUAUCGUGAAGCUUAUUAUUGGUUAAGACAAAAUACUCCAGAAAAAGCUCGUAUUAUGUCUUGGUGGGAUUAUGGUUAUCAAAUUGCUGGUAUGAGUAAUCGAACUGUUUUAGUUGAUAAUAAUACAUGGAAUAACAGUCAUAUUGCGUUAGUUGGAAAAGCUAUGGCAAGCAAUGAAACCGAAGCUUAUAAAAUUAUGACAAUGCUUGAUGUCGAUUAUAUUUUAGUAAUAUUUGGUGGUGUGAUUGGAUUUAGUGGUGAUGAUAUUAAUAAAUUUUUGUGGAUGGUUAGAAUUGCAGAAGGUGAACAUCCAAAGGAUAUAAAGGAAAAUAAUUAUUUUAAUGACAAUAAAGAAUAUCGUGUUGAUAAAUCUGGUUCACCAAUAUUAUUUAACUGUUUAAUGUAUAAAUUAUGUUAUUAUCGUUUUGGUGAAUUAUAUACUGAUAGUGCACAACCAUCUGGUUUUGAUCGAACACGAUCUGUUGAAAUUGGACAUAAAAAUUUUGAUUUAGAACAUGUUGAAGAAGCUUAUACAAGUGCAAAUUGGAUUGUUCGUAUAUAUAGAGUUAAAAAACUUUCUAAUCGUUUUCAAGCAAAAGAUGCUCUUGAAAAAUUAACUUCUUCAUUAUCGGAAGAAUCUUUUGAGAAAAAUGAUGGAAAAGGUGUAAUUUUAAAUAAACCACAUGUAAAAAAAGGUACGAAAAAAUCGAUGCGUCGAACAUAA